Molecule: messenger RNA, 1123 nt
Organism: Amphimedon queenslandica
Lineage: Eukaryota; Metazoa; Porifera; Demospongiae; Haplosclerida; Niphatidae
Product: aldo-keto reductase family 4 member C10-like
Exons: 9
Coding region: 62-1048 (328 amino acids)
Molecular function (GO): oxidoreductase activity
Source: RefSeq, a predicted model, not a curated record
UGUUCUGCCAUUAUUAAAGAGAAGGUGAAGGUGUGGCUCAUUUUAUUUUUUCCUGAUCAUCAUGGCAAAGAAGAUCGUUCUAAACAAUGGAGUCCACAUGCCAGUGCUAGGAUUGGGUACAUGGCUAGCCGAUCCAUUUCCUGGGUUGACUGGGCCAGCAGUCGAAGCAGCAGUUAGAGAAGGAUACCGUCACAUAGACUGCGCCUUUAUAUAUCAGAAUGAGGAAGAGAUUGGAGAGGCUCUUGAGAAACUUUUUAAAGAAGGAGUGGUGAAGAGAGAAGACAUGUUCAUAACAAGCAAAUUAUGGAGUUGCUAUCAUGAUCCUAAUGAUGUUGAGCAAGCUUGCAAGGAGAGUCUUGAGAGGCUUAAAUUGGAUUACAUUGAUCUUUUUCUGAUACACACUCCUUUUGGAGUAAAGAGAGGAGAAAUAUUCCCGACUCCUGACACAGUCCUGGGAUAUGAUGAAAAGAAAAUGACACUAACGUGGAAGGCAAUGGAAGCUCUUCUUCCUCUUGGCCUAGUGAAGGCUAUUGGUGUGUCAAACUUCACUAUAACAAAACUGGAGGCAUUGUUACCAACUGUAUCAGUCAUUCCAGCUGUUAAUCAAGUGGAAAGUAAUCCUCAACUUCUUCAACGCAAGUUACGAGAAUAUUGCCGGCUUAAAAGCAUCACUUUUGUUGGUUACUCUCCUCUUGGAUCUCCUGGCAGGCUUGAAAAAGAAAAAGAUGAUGUCAAUUUGCUAGAAGUUAAAGUCAUCAAGGACAUUGCAGAGUCACACGGUGCCACUCCUGCUCAGAUAUGCAUUGCCUUCAUGCUGAGCCUCGGUGAUGCUACCAUACCAAAAUCCACUGACGAGUUGAGAAUAAAAGAGAACUUUGCAGCUAGUAAGAUCCAGUUGGAAGAUCAUGAGAUACAGCGCAUGAAGCAGCUUGAUAAAGGAUACAGACGCAACACUUAUGACUGGCUGCUCCGACCAAAAGUGGACUCUGUUGAGACUGCAUGGGAUAUUGAGUCUGAUUCUGCUUUUGUGAUUGAAAACGAUAAAUAACAUUUUAAAUAUAUAUUUUUAUGUGUAUUAUUUUUGAGGUUUUAUUGUUAUAGCUUAAAGCUUGGUUUGAGCAUA